UCAAGAAAUCAAACCCAUGCCUGGUCGGAGAGCCGGAGAGGAGUUAAACCAACUUCGCCCUUCAAAUUUUUAGUUUUGAAAAUACUCACUACAUUUUCCUUGCUUUUGCUCCCGGCUUCUCCCGCAAAACUCACUUAUCUUCUUGCAAUUUUCGACAUGAAUUUACUGGAGAAGAUAAAGAUGCCCAAGAAAGAUGCGGCGGGUACUAAUCUUUCGCCGCCGGACACUUCUGUGUUUUGGAUUGAGACAUCCAAUACUGUGUCUCGCUGCUUCCAGUUCGAGCCCGAUGGUCAACUAUCUGUAAAGAUAGUUGAUGACUCAAGACCUGUUGCACAGAAAAUUGUUGAAUCUUUUGUAAACAAAUUUUUCCCGUCAGGGUAUCCAUAUAGUGUGAAUGAGGGCUAUCUUAGAUACACACAGUUUCGAGCAUUGCAACAUUUCUCUAGUGCAGCAUUGUCUGUACUGUCAACUCAGUCCUUACUAUUUGCUGCAGGCUUAAGACCUACCCCUGCACAAGCAACUGCUGUGAGUUGGAUACUAAAAGAUGGGAUGCAGCAUGUGGGAAAGAUUAUAUGUAGCAACUUAGGUGCAAGAAUGGACUCUGAGCCUAAACGUUGGCGAAUUUUAGCUGAUGUUCUUUAUGACCUCGGCACUGGUUUAGAAGUUUUAUCUCCUUUGUGUCCUCACCUGUUUCUUGAGAUGGCUGGCCUUGGCAAUUUUGCAAAGGGAAUGGCAGUUGUUGCAGCAAGAGCAACAAGGUUACCAAUAUAUUCAUCAUUUGCCAAAGAAGGCAACCUUAGUGACCUUUUUGCAAAAGGUGAAGCCAUAUCCACACUUUUUAAUGUUCUUGGAAUUGGGGCUGGAAUUCAAUUAGCAUCUACUAUUUGUUCAUCAAUGCAAGGAAAGAUGGUUGUUGGACCUUUACUUGCUGCUGUACAUAUCUACAGUGUUACAGAAGAAAUGAAAGCUACUCCUGUCAACACAUUAAACCCACAGCGUACUGCAUUGAUUGUGAAAACAUUUGUGAAGACAGGAAAAAUAUCUAGCCCAGCUGACUUAAGAUAUCAAGAAGACCUCCUAUUUCCUGGACGACUAAUAGAGGAUGCUGGAAAUGUUAAGGUGGGAAGAGCUCUGAGUAGUGUUGUUCGACCAUCAGACCUACACCGCUUUAAAGAAGUUUUGCCCGAAGAAAAAUUUAUCUUAUGCCGCGGACCUAGAUGUACUGACAUGAUUCUAGAGCACAAUGCUACUGGUGAAGAUGCACUGAGGGGAUGGCUGGUUGCCGCAUAUGCUUCAGCUAUGGAGAAAUCUUUUCAUGGCUCGAGGGAAAAUGUCCUGCAAGAGGCUUACGAGAAGAUGAAUGAUGUAUUCUGUCCAUUUCUAUCUGAGCUGCAGGCCAAAGGGUGGCAUACUGACCAGUUUCUUGAUGGUAGAGGAAGUCGUUUUGCCUUUUAGUAUCAUUCAAUUUCUGGUCGGACUUUACAUACAAUUUUGCGUUUUCUCUAGCUUCUGGCAACACCCUGUGGGCCUGUCGCCGAUGAUAUGAUGUUAAAGAAUGCAAGUAAAAACAUAACCAGCUGAGAUAAUUGUAGCAGAUGGCGUUUUCUCCUCUUGGGAAGGUUUGUUUGUAUAACAUAGUGAGUCAGACAUUUGGUUUUGGUGUAAAGGAGUGAAAUAUGUAAUGAAAACCGAUAGAUAUUCAAAUCUGAUUGCUAAACUUGAUAGCAUGUUUGACAGAAAGAAUAGCGAUAUGAAGCUCAUAAUCUCUACUCAUUGAUUGUAUCUAUCUAUAGUAUAAAUAAUCUGCCUUUUCUUUUCC
Molecule: messenger RNA, 1819 nt
Organism: Ipomoea triloba (trilobed morning glory)
Lineage: Eukaryota; Viridiplantae; Streptophyta; Magnoliopsida; Solanales; Convolvulaceae
Product: protein root UVB sensitive 2, chloroplastic
Exons: 11
Coding region: 157-1455 (432 amino acids)
Biological process (GO): auxin polar transport; response to UV-B
Cellular component (GO): chloroplast envelope
Source: RefSeq, a predicted model, not a curated record